AUGUCAGACAAUGUGCCUUUCGAAAUUCAAGAGGAAAUCAUCAAAAGGCUUCCUAUCAAAUCAUUGAUCCAAUUCCGAUUGGUCUCCAAAGCCUGGAAGUCUCUCAUUAGCAGUAGUGCUUUUAUUGCAGAUUACAGCGCCCCACACCCACAGCUGCAACAUCUACUCGUGAGGUAUGAUCAUCGACAUAUUUCUCCGCCAACAUAUUCUUCAGUUGUCGAUGAUCAUACUUUACCCAACAACCAGAGAGUUUCCCUCACUCCUCCCCCGUUGAUUAACUGGCUUAGAGAUUCUCUAAUAACUGGCAGCUCUCAUGGCUUGUUGUGUUUGCGCUGUUUUUAUGGCGAUGACAGAUAUGGUCUUGGAACCAGAAUGGCUGUUUUGGGGUUUGUCCAGAGACUAAAUGACCCUAAGAUUGUCAAGAUCACAGAAAUUAAUACGUGGAGUGAUACGGAAAGUGUAACUCUCAUCCCUUGGCAGGUUGAGGUUGUUGUAGAUGGGUUCUGUUAUUGGCUUGCUACUGAUAGGAGUACUAUAGAUCCUGGAUUUGACGCUUAUAAUCUGAUUAUUUCAUUUCAUGUGACAAGGGAAGAGUUUGCAGAAGUAAGCCUACCUGAGAGUUUAGUAUAUGAGGGGUCUAUUGAUUAUUUGAACAUCUCUAAUCUAAGAGAGUCUCUUGUUGUGCUUGAUCAAAAUACGCAAGAGAAUGUUUGUUAUGUUUGGUCAAUGAAGGAUGGUGCAUGGAAGUCGUUUACAAAGCUAUUCACUAUUUACUCACCAGAUGCAACGCUACUAAGUGUACUAGAAUUUAGGAAAAGUGGUGAACCUGUAAUUGAAAUUGUAGAUAAUGAUGCUGACCCGCGUUAUGUCCCGUCAUUGCUUGCCAUUUAUGAACCCAAAUCAAAACACAUCAGUAAUCUUGGGUUUAAUGGAACAGGUUCAUUUUUUGUGCAUUCCUACAAGGAAACACUACUUUUGCUUGACCAACCAGAAUUUACGGUUUAUGCCAAAGGUAAAGGCUACAUCGUUAAGCAGAGAGCUGAGAUUAUAAGCCUUUUGAAGCAUACCAGCAAGGUAAUGAAUCAUUUUAAUUUCUUUGCUCAUUCUAUUAUCCAUUGA
This is a messenger RNA of Helianthus annuus (common sunflower), 1119 nucleotides long. RefSeq names its product putative F-box protein At5g62060. The coding region runs from base 1 to 1119 and encodes 372 amino acids. The record is from RefSeq and is a predicted model, not a curated record. The transcript is spliced from 3 exons. Gene Ontology annotation, molecular function: protein binding. Lineage: Eukaryota; Viridiplantae; Streptophyta; Magnoliopsida; Asterales; Asteraceae.